Manihot esculenta (cassava) is the source of this 1263-nucleotide messenger RNA. Its product is annotated as chalcone synthase 3. Gene Ontology annotation, molecular function: acyltransferase activity, transferring groups other than amino-acyl groups. The coding region runs from base 1 to 1263 and encodes 420 amino acids. The record is from RefSeq and is a predicted model, not a curated record. The transcript has 5 exons. Lineage: Eukaryota; Viridiplantae; Streptophyta; Magnoliopsida; Malpighiales; Euphorbiaceae. Gene Ontology annotation, biological process: polyketide biosynthetic process.
AUGGUUAUGAGUGCAAUGGCAGGAAUAGUUGAGGAGAUAAGAGAGGCUCAUCGAGCCAAAGGUCCAGCCACCAUCCUAGCCAUUGGCACAGCCACCCCAUCUAACUCUAUCUCCCAGGAUCUCUAUCCUGACUAUUACUUCAGGAUCACAAAGUCCGACCACCUGACCCACUUAAAACGCAAGUUCAUGCAUUUAUGUGCAAAAUCGAGGAUCAAGAAACGCUACAUGCACUUAACAGAAGAAAUGUUGAAAGAGCAUCCAAAUCUUUGCUCUUACAAGGAACCAUCUCUCAGUACACGCAAAGAAAUAUUGAAGCAUGAGCUCCCAAAGUUAGGAAGUGAAGCAGCAUGUAAAGCCAUACAAGAAUGGGGCCAACCAAAGUCCAAGAUCACACACCUUAUCUUCUACACAACCUCUAGUAUUGUCGUCAUGCCUGGUUGCGACUUCUACCUCGCCAAGAUCCUCGGUUUGCGUCCCUGCGUCCAGCGAUUCAUGAUGUAUAAUCUUGGUUGCUUCGCUGGUGGAACUGUUCUUCGUUUGGCUAAGGACUUGGCUGAGAACAAUAAGGAUGCUCGUGUUCUUGUUGUUUGUUCUGAGAUUAGUGUUGCUACGUUUCGUGGUCCGUCCGAUACCCAUUUAGAUUCCUUGGUAGGUCAAGCUCUUUUCGGAGAUGGAGCUGCAGCUUUGAUUGUGGGUUCUGAUAUUGAUACUUCGAUUGAGCAUCCAUUGUUUCAGCUUGUCUCUGCAUCGCAAACAAUCCUUCCUGAUUCCGAUAAAGUCAUUGAAGGGAACUUACUUGAAAUUGGUCUCACUUUUCACUUGCAAAAGGAUGUGCCUAAGUUGAUAUCAGAGAAUAUAGAGAAAUGCCUAGUUCAAGCAUUCUCGCCGAUCGGUAUUAGUGAUUGGAACUCUAUAUUUUGGAUUGCUCACCCUGGUGGCCCUGCAAUUCUUGAGCAAAUCGAGAUGAAAUUAAAUCUAAAACAAGAGAAGCUUAGAGCUAGUUGGCAUGUGCUAAGAGAGUAUGGUAACAUGUCAAGUGCUUCUGUUUUCUUUAUCAUGGACGAGAUGAGAAACAAAUCUGUGGAGGAGGGGAAUUGCAGCUUAGGUGAAGGGCUGGAGUGGGGUGUUUUGUUCGGAUUUGGACCAGGGCUAACUGUAGAAACUGUUGUCUUACCUUCUCUACAAGUUAAGGCUUCAAGAUGGGAAAAGAUGAUUGAUGCAUUUGUGGAUGAUUGCAUUGCAAGGAAGCUUUUUAAGAAAUAA